Messenger RNA from Stegodyphus dumicola, 2295 nucleotides. RefSeq names its product vesicle transport protein SFT2A. Gene Ontology annotation, cellular component: membrane. Lineage: Eukaryota; Metazoa; Arthropoda; Arachnida; Araneae; Eresidae. The record is from RefSeq and is a predicted model, not a curated record. Gene Ontology annotation, biological process: vesicle-mediated transport.
GUAUUGUAGUGACUAUGAGUUUAAAAUUACUGCGGUAGUAAUAGGCGGCAAUAUGGUAUCCUGUUGAACGUUUAUAAAACGUGUAAUAUUUUUAAUUCGGAUUGUAUUGAUGUUGUAAAUCUUGUCUAUACAUCCUCUGUUUUCAUAUUGUGAAAAGAAUAUGGAUAAAUUAAAGAAAGCAUUAAGUGGUGAUGAUGUUGAUGAAGAGCAAGGAAUUAUGACACAAGUCAUAGAUGCUUCUUCUCUUAGUUGGUCAACUAGAAUUAAAGGUUUUGCCAUCUGCUUUGUUUUGGGCUUUACAUUUUCUGUUUUGGGUUCUGCAUGUUUUGCGAUUCCAGGAAAAGGCUUUAUUCUUUUUGGAAUAUUUUAUACAUUAGGAAAUAUUACUGCUUUAGCCAGCACCAUGUUUUUAAUGGGACCGUGGAAUCAGUUGCAAAAAAUGUUUGCACCAACAAGAAUUUUGGCCACUAUAUGUGUCCUGAGUUUUCUUGCUCUUACUCUGUGUGCAGCAUUUUGGUGGAAAAAAAUUGGCUUGGUCGUUUUAUUCUGCAUUUUUCAGUUUCUUUCUAUGACAUGGUAUUCACUAUCAUACAUUCCUUAUGCUAGGAAUGCUGUCUUAAAGUUUUUCCAGUCAUGCAUAUCAUAGUAAUUAAGAAGAAAUAUUUCAAUGUAAACUUAUUUUCUGAAGCUUUCUGAUUCUAUGAGUCUUACAAUUAAUCAAAACAACCAAAAUAUGUGUGUAAUUUGGAACAUUGUUUUGUAUGAAUACUGCUAUUCAGCAAGAAAUUUUCUGCACUUAUUGCAGACUGACAUUUAUUGUGUUAUUGUAUACUUAAUAAUUGAAUAAUGAAUAGCUAUUUUUGAUACACUAUUGUGAAUCUAUGUAAGUUUUUGUGCAUUAUUAAGACAUAAAUUUUAUACAAAUGAAUUUAAUAUCUACAAUCAAAAUUUUUUCUAAUUCAUUAAAAGUGAUAUAUAAAUUUGCAUUUCUUUGCAAAAUAACCAUUUUUCUAAUAUAUGCUAAUAUAGGAACUAUAACAGCUUUUCCUUUUUUUUCUUUGUAUGCCUAGAACAAGUUAGUGCUUUUUUAUAACAAAAAUGCAAUUACUAUUUUCUGAAAUGUGGUAUAAAAACUUUUAGAAACUUGUAAUAUUUUUUGUAAAGAGUAUUUUUAUAAAAACAUGUAUUCUUAUGAAAUCAUAACCAUAAAUAUCUUACUCAGUUACAUGAGGUAUAAUUAUAUUUAUAUUAUAUAGUAUUUUGUAAAUAAUAAUUUUAUAAUUAUUUUACCUCAACUUUUGAAAAUAGUUUAUUCAUGCUGUGAUGUUUGUAGUAUGACAUGUGAAAGCAUAUAAAACAAAAAAGUUUAUUCAUAUAUUUAUUUUGUUUAAAUAAUAUUUAGCCUUUUAAGCAGCAUGCCAUGGCAGUCUUUGUGCGUGAAUAGCUGUGUUUAAACAACAUUUAUUAGCUAAAUUUGUAUAACUACUUAUUAAUGGUUUUCAUAGUCUCAUUCUCUUUAAGAUGAUAGUUUUAUCAUUAAAGUAGGCGUAAAGCCUUUACAUGCUUUACCAUAAUCAAAUAAACCAAUUAAAGAAUAUAAUAUAUUUUAAUUAAGGUAAUAUAUGUCAAGUAGUAGCAAAUCUCAUGAUUGAAUAAAAAUAAUCAUACUGCUCAGAGGUAAAUAUUGCUAAAUAUUAAAAUAUAAUAUAAUACAAAGCUAAAUAUUGCUUUUCAAUAUUUAGCUUUUUAUUAUGUACAUAAAAACAAAUUUUAGUAACAUGCUGUACCUAAAAUUGUGAUGUAUUAAUGUAGUGAAAUAAUAAAAUUUUGCAAAAUGGUUAUUAAAAUAUAAUGCAGUAAUUUCAUUCAUUUUUAAAAAAUCGAUAUUUUUGUAAAAUUAGAUAUUUUAUAAAUUGAGAUAUAGCCAUGUUAUUAAAUAUUGAGGCAUUUUUUUUUAAAUUUUGAAUAGGAAAGUUGGCUGAGUUGUAAAUUUUUUUAAUAUAUUAUGAAUUGCAUAUUUUGACUGAUAGGAGUUUUUGAAGUAAACUUUGUAAUAAUCAAAUUGUAAUAUCUUGAAGUGCCAGUGCAUGAUUACAGCAGUAUUUAAAUUUAUUUCAUAAUACUCGCCAUUUUCAUAUUUAAUGUAUUAUUUAUUAAUGUUUACAAAUAUUGGCAUUUUACAUUUAGUGAUUAUUUGCUAUCACAUGAUGUAAUUUUGUUCACAUUUAAUGAAAAAUGUAUCUAGAGUAAUUUAUUUCAUUUAUUUAGGAGUGUAAAUGCAUCCAGUGCUUGAAA